AUGGCCACUGACUUUAGUCGUAUUCGCGGACCUGGCGAACUCAACAACUUCUCGCUCGCCUCCCUCCUUGAGGCCGAGACGUCUUCCAAGGAUGAGCCGACCAUCCAUCCGGCUCCCGUAUUCAGGCCUCCUCCUCCUGCUGCCCGUGGGCCGCUCGACGAGGGCGUCGCUGGUGUUGGGGCUUCACCCGACGUCCUCAUGCAGGCUUUGGACGACCUCGGUCGCCCGGCCUCCCCUCCUCGCAUCCCCGCUUCCAAGAAGCGCAAGGGUGUUGAUCGUCCGGUCCCACCUCCUCCUCAGAAGAAGAGUAAGGUGGCCUACUCUCACCCUGGUCCGCCUCCGCUGAUCAACCGCGCCACUAAACCCAAGCCCCGUCCAACGACGUGGGCAGGGAUUGCCAAACAGGCCGCUCCGAUGCCUCCCCCGCCUCCUGGUUUGGGACCGCAACGUCGUGGGCCUUCUCCUCCCCCCGCAUUCCCAACGGGUCCGAUGAAGACUUCACCUCAUCGGUCCGUUCCUUCUUUUACUUCCGAGGGCCCCACCCGGAAGCAGGUUCUCGUGUCAUUCGGGGGUACCCCUCCUGACCUCACGAAAUUCUUCACCGAGUCGGCUGUUCGUGCAGCCAACGGAUACCUCAGGGAUGGUCGAUCUAUGUUGAAGGUCACCUCCAUUGUCCGCGCCUACGACGGUUUGUCGUUGGUCACCCCCACUGUUGCCAGUUCGUCUGAUCUGGACAUACUGCGUAACUUUAUCCGCGAAAGCCUCCCAAUGGGGUUGAAGAUCACCCAGGAGGCACUUGAAAAGGCUCUCCGUACCUCGGUUCAUGCUGAGGUUUUCGCAUAUCUGAGCACUAAGCCUCGGAUCGACCGCAACUCGGCGCACUCGACAUCGUGCACCGUGUAUUGCAACAUCUGGGACUCCCAGCAGGGAACCCGCGCCAAGAAGGCCCUCAGCCAACCGAUCUUCCUCGCUGGACGGUCCUGUGCUAUCAGGCCUGCCGCACGACACACCGGGGUCCCGCUCUGCCAGCGCUGCUGGAAGUGGGGCCACCCCACAGUCGCCUGCAAGGCGAAACAACUCUCUUGCCCCAUCUGUUCGGGUCUGUGUAUGGAGGGCAAUGAGGUUAUCGGCGCACCAAAGCAUCCCGACUGGCUGCAAAUGGUGCGCAUUAAGGAAGGGGAGGUUCCCCGCGUGAUCGCCUACGUUUCGACUAGGUUAUCCCGCUAUUGUCCCGCUAUGCGUCGCGACAUCCUCGUCCUCUCCCUCUUCAGCAGGGGUGAGGUUCUUAAUCUAAUGAACGUCUACUCUGACGAUCAGCACACAGCCAUUGAGCACCUAGCUGCUCGUGUGCAUUCUUUACCACCUUUCAUUUACAUGGCUGGUGACUUCAACUGCGUGUCGACGACUUGGGAUGACUAUGAGCAUGGCGAGUCAUCGACGGCAAUAUCCCUGCGGGAUACCGCAUCUCAGAUCGGCCUCGAGUGGGCACGACCUUCUAACCAUGGACCGACAAGGAUCAGUCCUAAUCCAAACCAGAGAUCCAACGUGUUGGAUCUUGUAUUCUUAGCUCCAUCUGAGAUCUUAAUCUCGAUGCCCAGAUUGGAGCACGAUCUCCAGGGAGCGAGGCUGAAAAGUCUCUCAUUUUGGAUGGAUCUUGCGGCUAUUCCUGUCGCAGCCCUGACAACCAAGGAAGGCAUUGAAGCUUUAGCCAAUGCUAUCGCGACAGCGUUCUCGGACGCAUGGCUUGCCCAUGCGACCGAGUCCAAACCUACCAAGCGCUCCAAGUCCUGGUGGACAGACGAGUGCUCGGAGACCUUCAGAGUAUAUCAGCUGAGUUGCUCACUCAACAACAUAGUUAAGAAUGAUUUCUUCGAUGAAUGUAUUGCAGAAAUCGCUACCUCUCGCAAGCGCCCGUGGGACCUGAUGGAAUGGGUCAAACAGUGUAAGCUACCACCCUGUGAGGCUAUUCACAAUGGCGAUCAGCAUUGUCAUGAUAUGGACGACCUUUGGGACGCCCUCCACGGCACGCCGAUCGUACUCCUCAUCACUUUCGGUAAACUUAUCGAAAAGAUGAUUGCCAACAGGAUACAGUUUGACACUGUCAAGCAUGAUAUCUUCCAUCCCAACCAACUUGGCAGCAUUCGCCAGAGGUCAACCGAGGAUGCUGGAUUGAUUCUGACUCAUCUCGUGCGAGUGGAGUGGGUUAAGGGUCUCCAGACUAGCGCGCUGGCUUUUGACAUCGCGCAGUUCUUCCCUUCUAUCAACCAUGAAAUGUUCAUGGCUGUUCUUCACAAGCAAGGGUUCUCGCCAGUUUUGGUGGAAUUCUUUGCCUCUUAUCUUGUUGGUCGGUCCACGGUCUACUGUUGGAACACCUUCCAAUCCGACUCACGGUCUGCGGAUGUGGGUGUCGGGCAGGACUCCGCUCUCUCGCCUGUUAUCUCUGGGCUGUUCAUUGCUCUGGUAAUGAAGCUCUUCUACAUCAAAGCGGCGCCGCUCAACAUGACGCUGCUGUCCUUUGUGGAUGAUGGGACCAUUUUAGCCCAGUCCAAACAACUCGAUGAUAAUAAUGUGGGCCUGCGUAAGGCCUACAAGAUUAUCUACCUUCUUUUUGUCACCUUCGCGCUCGCCCUUGAACACGACAAGACCGAGUUGUUCCACUUUUCGCGUCGACGAGACGCCUACAAUCCCUCGCUGGAUCUGGGGUACGCCCCUCACACCGGUGUUACACCUUUGAAGCCCAAGACCUAUUGGAGGUACCUGGGCUUCUACUUUGACCGUGGGCUCACCUUUCAUGAGCACGUUCGCUACUAUGCCACCAAGGCGUUUACCACCGUGCAGGCCAUGCGCAUGCUCGGAAACUCUACUAGAGGUCUUUCGCCUAAACAGCGCCGCCUCUUAUACCGGUCGUCGGGUCUCAUCCCUGUCCACCUUAUGCUGAAGAAGCUGGCAACGCGCGCAGUGUACCGCGUAGCCACCCUCUCAGACACCCACCCCCUUCGCUCUAUGAUGGGCGAGGGACUCCUCAAGCGAGCCGCACCACAUGCUCGCUCUGCCGCCUUGAUGACCCCAGCCAUGCAAGGGAAAGUUAAGAGCACUGUCAUGGAAGUGGACGAGCACGUUCACACCUUAACUGAGAGUUUCGAGCCCUUUGCGCCCGAAGCUCGUCCAGGCGAUCGGUUAUUGGACCGCUAUGCGGACCAUCUCCGCUUUGACAAGCGUGAUCCUACCCAGGAUAGGCGCCAUAUCUAG
Messenger RNA from Cyclocybe aegerita, 3249 nucleotides. Lineage: Eukaryota; Fungi; Basidiomycota; Agaricomycetes; Agaricales; Hemipholiotaceae. The record is from the annotation of a GenBank genome assembly.